UCCGUUCUCUUUGCACUCAAGCAUACAUGUCAACAAGCAGCCAGAUAUAAGCCACAGCGCACGCGAUGGCAGACCAACAAGAAGACCAGCCUCCGUAUCCCUCGUGGGAAGAGCUCUACAACCGACACGACCAAGCUCCAGGCUCCACGGUAGAGGAAUUUCUCGCCCGACCUCCCAUUCCCCGAUUUGCACCACACACCUGGCGCCUCUUCUGGCAUUUCCGUGGCGACUUCCCCGAGUGCGUUUCCGUCGCGCGCGUCAAGUGGGUCGAAGAGGACGUCGAACCAUUCUUCACGCCUGCCGAGGAGGGGCAACAAGGCGAUGACCCAUCAGUCCCCGAUGGCGACGCUGGCGGCGGCACAUGGCACGAGAUUGCACACUUGCCCUUGACCGAACCCAAGGUCUCGUCUAUCAAUGCUUCCAGCCUGGACCUCGAAAUGCUGGAAUGUAAUUGGGUUUGGACGCAUAGGGAAUUCCACGACGACAACUGUGAAAGCGAUGAUGGGGGAUGGGUCCGCUAUGGGGACCUUGGCAGUAAUAGCGCCGUGGAUCCGAGCAUCUGGGAAACGGGAGCCCCCGACUAUAUUUGCACUGAUGAUACAAAGUGUCUUAUCCGAUGUAGUUGUGGAGAGGACCGGCCGGUGGGGAAAUCUGAACUGAAAAUAACAGAAGUACCUUCUCCUGGCAAUGAUUUCGUAACUGUCAAGGACUAUAUAAGCACUGUUCACCCCUGGCUUAUGAGUAUGCGUGACGACAUCUGGAAAGCGAAAAAGGUUGAGCGAGCGACAGCGGAGCCAGAUGCUGCAUCUUUAGAGUGGAUGGUUGUAUACGGCCCGCAACACGAGACUAUGCUGAAGUCAUGGUAUGUAAGACCUCGCAGGUCAAAGGGAACAAGGACAAUCUGCGUUACCGUAGCUGGGACGACGGAGUCCGUUCCAGGGUAAACAGGGCGGGUCGUGUUCGCUCUAUAUAUCCUGUAGUUCAUGUCACCCUUACUACACCCUAACUAGCCUUGUUGAGAAGUGCCCAGCAAUACUUCCUAGUACGCAAUCCAUUGAAAUAUUGCCACCUAGUGCGGAUAUUACAGCGGCUCCGAUUGUUAUUAUUAAUACAAGUGUGCCAAG
Messenger RNA from Microdochium trichocladiopsis, 1124 nucleotides. RefSeq lists its product as uncharacterized. The record is from RefSeq and is a predicted model, not a curated record. The transcript has 2 exons. NCBI's taxonomy places the organism in Eukaryota, Fungi, Ascomycota, Sordariomycetes, Xylariales, Microdochiaceae. Bases 66 to 944 code for a protein of 292 amino acids.